CCCGCCCUCCCACUUUAAACUCCAUGACUCUGCCAAUAGUCCUGCGUCAUCAUCUGCUGCCAGAUCCACUCGUCUGUAGACAUCCUCGGCCGAUGCAACAUGCUGGAGGUCCUUUGCGCCGAUACUUAAGGAGGGGAAGAGGUGUCCGUCGGUACUCCCAGUAACGCUCUUAACUUCUUCCCACCUACCUAACUAUCUACCUACAAUACAACCUAUAUUACUACUACUACUACCACCACCACUAUCACUACUAUUUCUCCAUCUACCUCUCCUCCAAAAUGGCAACCACAAUGACAACCACAACCACCACCGCUACAACAACACAAGAACCUACUCCCACUCACCCCCACCUAAUCCAAGUCAACCGCAGCCCGAUCCCCUUCGCCAGCGGGGCAUACAGUCUGGUGUCCGCACCCGCUGGCUCCCUGCUAUGCAAAAUCACUGGGACCACACCGUCCAAGAAAGCCUACACAUCUGUGCAAACGGGACGGGACAGCCACAUCGAGUUGAACUCCGAUCUGGUGUACUGCAACCACUCGUGCGAUCCGACAGUCAACUUCGACAUGCACAACAUGGAGGUGCGGGUGGUGGAUAACCGCGACUUGAAGGCGGGGGAACCGUUAACGUUCUUCUACCCGUCAACGGAGUGGGAGAUGGAUCAGCCUUUUGAGUGUACGUGUGGCAGUGGGGAGAAAUGUAAGGGACGGAUUGAUGGUGCGAAGAACUUGAGUACGGAGGUGUUGGGGGAGUAUUGGUUGAAUCCGCAUAUUGCUGAGAUGGUGGCUGAGAGGGAGGCGGGGAGGAACUAA
Molecule: messenger RNA, 809 nt
Organism: Aspergillus neoniger CBS 115656
Lineage: Eukaryota; Fungi; Ascomycota; Eurotiomycetes; Eurotiales; Aspergillaceae
Exons: 1
Coding region: 279-809 (176 amino acids)
Molecular function (GO): protein binding
Source: RefSeq, a predicted model, not a curated record